AUGAAAUAGGUAAUUGAUCAUGGUCCUUAAUAAAAGUGGAUUAAGUAAGCAUUUGCUAUAAUAAAUCGUGUUAAAUUUUAAAUGUUUGAUAUUAACUUAAUAUAAUUUAUUUUAAUAAUGUAAGAUUAGCGUGAUUAGUUAAUUCUUGAUAUUAAGAUUGCCAAUUAUAGGAAACAACAAUAAUAAAAGAUAGAAUAGGAAUAAUAAUUCAAAGAAUAAUUACCAAAAAUUAAACAAUAUAAGGCCUAAAUAUUUUAAGAUGAUAUGCAUCAUUUUGCUAAAUUAUUUUUUACUGGUUUUCCAAUAGCUUUGGGAUCAGUCAUAAUUUUCAGAUCAUUAAUUAUAUUUCCAUUUGCUAUUUGGACCACAAAUUAUAUGUAAAAUAACAUGCAUAAAUUGUAUGAAUAUUUAGAGAAUAAUUAAUGA
Molecule: messenger RNA, 426 nt
Organism: Paramecium pentaurelia
Lineage: Eukaryota; Ciliophora; Oligohymenophorea; Peniculida; Parameciidae
Source: the annotation of a GenBank genome assembly